UUACCGGUGUCUGAUGUCAGUAGGAAGCGCCAUACAUUUGCAACGUUUUUCUACUGUAAAGUUUUGGAGUCUUACCAAAUGAACACAAGUGCCUUUGAAUUAAUUAUUUAAACACAUACUGGACAAAUGGGGUAACCAACCCAUCUUCUGGAAAGCUACUGAGUGUGCUGGUUUUUACACUAGCCCUACCUGAACUCACUGGAUUUAGCCAAUCCUGACCUCAAGUCAAGAUGGAUGACAUCAACCUACACUACAGGUUCCUGAACUGGAGGAGGAGGAUCAGAGACGUGCGUGCUGUACGCUUUCAGGAGCGCUACAAAAGAAUGCUGAAGAAUGGAGACACACUCAGCUAUCAAGGGAACUCUGAUGAGGUUGGCUGCUAUGUGGCUCCCCGUCCCUUAUCAAAGGGAAACUGCUACUUUGAGGUGACCAUAAUGGACACAGGGGUGAGAGGGACGAUAGCAGUAGGCCUGGUGCCACAGUUCUACAAGCUGGACCAUCAGCCAGGCUGGCUGCCACAGUCUGUAGCCUACCACGCUGAUGACGGCAAGCUGUACGAUGGGAACCCUGUGGGCCAGCAGUUUGGGCCCAAAUGCAACCGUGGUGACAGGAUUGGCUGUGGAAUAUACUGUGAUACCAUCGAGGCUGGGUUGACCACAGUCUUUUUCACCAAGAAUGGCAAAGAGGUGGGCUCGUUGGUGUUCCCUGCAGUGGCGGAGGGCCUGUUCCCAGCAAUCGGGAUGCACUCUCUGGGAGAGGAAGUGAGGCUGGACCUCCAGGCAGAGUGGGACAUGGAGGAGGCCGACAGCAUCAUGAUGGUGGACAGCCACGAGGACGACUGGGGACGUCUCUACGACAUCAGGGUCACUGGCACGCAGCUCCUGGAGUACGUUGGGAAGGGGAAGAGCAUCCUGGACGUUGGUCUGGCCCAGGCCAGGCAGCCCCUCAGCACACGCUGCCACUACUUUGAGGUGGAGAUAGUGGACGCUGGAGAGAAGUGCUACAUCGCCCUGGGCCUGGCCAGAAGGGACUACCCCAAGAACAGACACCCGGGCUGGAGCCAAGGCUCAGUGGCUUAUCACGCAGAUGAUGGGAAGAUCUUCCAUGGUAGUGGGGUUGGGGAGCCGUUUGGUCCUCGCUGUAUCGAGGGUGACAUCAUGGGCUGUGGCAUCAUGUUCCCACGGGACUACAUAUUGGAUGGUGAAGAUGACAUAGAUGAGUGGGACCCGUUGGAGGUGCUGCCAAGGCAGGGCGAGGGGCGCAUCCAGAACAUUCUGUACCUGAAUGAUGAGGAGGAGGAGGAAGAGGGGGGCGAACUGGACCAGGAGCAUGACGGCAGGAAGGUCAUGGUGUUCUUCACACGGAACGGGAAGCUGAUGGGUCGCCGUGAGGUGGUGGUGCCCCCAGGUGGGUUCUACCCCACCGUGGGGAUGCUGAGCAGCGGAGAAAAGGUCAAGGUAGACCUGCACCCCCUCAGUGGAUGAACCUGACCAGCCUGCAUCCUCUUAGUGGAUACGAUGAGUCCAGAAACCGAACACUGCACCCUGUCAUCGCCUGACCAGUGACCACAUCAAGCCUUACUGGGGAUCAGCGUAGUGAAACUAGGGCAGGGAUUCAUUCCAUGGCGUUCUAUAACUGACUUUUAAAGGUAUUUUAUGCUUGAGCGUUUACCAUUUAUUUGAUCUCUGCAAACAUCUGGGAAAAUGCUGUUAAAAGGCAUAUUGUGGUCUGUAUAAAAUGCUACCCUGUAACACAACUUGAAUAGAAUCCCAGCCUUAGUCACAACCAUCAGGACUCACUGUGGCAAAAAUGUAUAUAUACACUGAUGCAGUGAAAUGUGUUGUUUUACAGCGUCAGCAAUAGUAGUUUGGCAAAUUAGGGUGAAGUGCCUUGCUCAAGGGAACAUUUUUUUUUUUCUCACAUUGUUGUCUCGGGUAUUCGAGCCAGCGACUCCUAAAACUACCAUCAGGAUUCACUGUGGCAACAAUACCAUCAGGAUUCACUGUGGCAACAAUACCAUCAGGAUUCACUGUGGCAACAAUACCAUCAGGAUUCACUGUGGCAACAAUACCAUCAGGAUUCACUGUGGCAACAAUACCAUCAGGAUUCACUGUGGCAACAAUACCAUCAGGAUUCACUGUGGCUAAACUAAAGGCUUAGCCUGAGACCGAGUUGUUGGAUAAUUCUGUGCAAUUUGUUGUUUUAUCAUUUUUCAUCAAGCCACAUUUUUUCCCCCUGUCAAAGCAAAUAGUCAGCCCUGCCUGGUCCUGGGCUCUGAAACAGUGGAGCCCCUAAAAUGUCUCUCAUGAAGUCUACUGGCACACUUAGUUGAUUUCAUUUGUCAUGGCCCCAAACAUAGCAAUGCAUGUCCAACAGAGUCCGAGAGCCUGCUGGCAGUUCAUGUUAUAGGCACUAGUGAGUGAGUAGUGCUCUCCUGUGAGCACUGGAAGUUGCUUCCCAAAUGGCACCCUAUCCCUUAAAUAGUGCACUACUUUUGACUUGUGCCCUAUUUGCCCUGGACAAAAAAUUAUGCACUAUAUAGGGAAUGGGGUGACAUUUGGGACGCUGGUAGAUUGUGUGUGUGAUUGAGUGAGUAGUACCCUCCUGUGAGUGCUCACUAACCAGCCUCCUGGAGCUGAGCUGAGCUUGAUAGGCCCCAGAUCUGUUAGUGCUUUAUAGCCAACUCUUAUGGUCAUUGUCAUGCCAAACACAGAUUUGGGACCAGGCUUGACCUGGGCUAGGUGGGAGUAAAAACGAUAUUCUCCAUAUCAAAUGGAUGGAUGGCAUCCUGGUAUCAAGUAACCCCUUAUCAAAGACUGGAAAUUAUGUUAAUGUGUGAUUAUACACGACAUGGUAUGUGGACAAAAGUAUAUGGACAGCCGUUGAAAUGAGUGGAUUUGACUAUUUCAGCCAGAACCGUUGCUGACAGGUGUAUACAAUCGAGCAUACAAUCGAGCCUGCUUCCAACAUUGUGGCAACAGUUU
Messenger RNA from Oncorhynchus tshawytscha (Chinook salmon), 2984 nucleotides. RefSeq names its product SPRY domain containing 3 (gene spryd3). Bases 231 to 1484 code for a protein of 417 amino acids. Gene Ontology annotation, molecular function: protein binding. The record is from RefSeq and is a predicted model, not a curated record. The transcript has 11 exons. NCBI's taxonomy places the organism in Eukaryota, Metazoa, Chordata, Actinopteri, Salmoniformes, Salmonidae.